Messenger RNA from Podospora pseudocomata, 1322 nucleotides. RefSeq lists its product as uncharacterized. The coding region runs from base 105 to 1322 and encodes 405 amino acids. The transcript is spliced from 2 exons. The record is from RefSeq and is a predicted model, not a curated record. NCBI's taxonomy places the organism in Eukaryota, Fungi, Ascomycota, Sordariomycetes, Sordariales, Podosporaceae.
CUUGCUUGAGUAUUUCAACGUCUGUCUCAGCCACAUUUCAUUCUUUGGAUACUUUAUCAGACUUAAUAUCGACAAGGAAAUUGACAAUCAUCUAUCAAGGCACAAUGCCGAGCACUGCCCAAGCCAAGGUUAAGCAACAGCCGGUUGCGGUGGCGUCAUCGACGUCGAAGAAGGCACCGGCUGCGUCUGUCUCCAAGGCUGUCAAGAAGACAACGACAUCGUCGUCUUCAAAGCCUACCACAACAUCGUCAACCAAGCCGACCAGAACAGCAAGCACCAAGCCUAAAGAUGUGACCUCUUAUGCCACCAGCAAAACUCCAGCCCAGGCGAGGUCCGCGGCUAAGAAGCUGGCACCAGCUGUCGCAUCCACGCCGGCAACACAGUCCUCCCCAAAGCCUAACUUCAGACCAGUCACCAUGACAGCUCAUACGAAGAAGGCUCUUGGGGUGUCCAGCCCGUCCAGCGUCAAUAAGUCGGUGCCCAUCGGACAGGUCAAGACCACCGCCGCUGUUCGAUCUUCUGUCCCUGCCCGGCCUGCUCCUACUGCUGCGCGAGUCCCAGCCGCCUCCCCAGUCAUGCCAAAGACUGCGACUUCCCAGCCCAAGACAAAGCCUGCUGUUUCUGCUGCUCCAGUCAAGGCCUCUCCUCAACCUCCUGCCAUUACUCAAACGCCCCGAAAGAAGAAGUACGCCCCUGAAGCUCACAUCCCAACCUCAAACUUCACCAAACAGCUCUCCAACACCGUUGGAGGUGUGGCUCAGGGUGUAGGGAGAACCGUCGGCGGCGUGGGUCAAGGCGUGGGGAGAACUGUCGGGGGAGUCACGCAAGGAGUUGGGCAGACAGCCUCCGGCCUGACCACUGAUGCACUUGACACCCUGAACCGCACUACCAACUCGCUCGGUCGGGGUGAUAUCUAUGGCACUGUCGGGGGAGUUGCAGGCGGUGUCGGGAAUACUGUUGGGAAUACUACCAAGAACCUUGGUGGUGCUGUCGGAGGAGUUACGAGAGGGUUGGGGGAUACUGUCAAUCAGACUACGGACGGGCUAGGGAAUGCGAUCGGGGGACCUGUUGGUGGGUUGACGAAAGGGGUUGGGGGUGCUGUUGGGGGGGUUACGAGGGGGGUGGGGGAUACGGUUGGGGGUGUUACGAGGGGAUUGGGCAAUACGCUUGGGAAUACUACUGGUGCUUUGGGGAGAGGAGACUUGGGAGGUGUGGUUGGAGGUUUGGUUGGUGGGUUGGGGGAGACAGUUGGGGAGGUUGGAAAGGGGGUGGGAGGGAUUUUGAGUCCAGUAUUGGGGGGUGUUCUGGGGGGUGGGAAGUAG